AUGCCAGGGACUACCAAGCAUUACCUCAUUGAGCCCCUCAACAAGCCUAGGAGCCAUCGGAAAUUCACAAACUUCUGUUCGCAGAGAACCCGCGUUUCCCAUAAAGUGAUAGAAAAGCGGCGGAGAGACCGGAUUAACCGCUGUUUGAACGAGCUGGGCAAGACGGUGCCCAUGGCCCUGGCGAAGCAGACCUCCGGGAAGCUGGAGAAGGCGGAGAUCCUCGAGAUGACCGUCCAGUACCUGCGGGCGCUGCACUCGGCUGACUUUCCACGGGGAAGGGAAAAAGAACUGUUAGCAGAGUUUGCCAACUACUUUCACUACGGCUACCACGAGUGCAUGAAGAACCUGGUGCAUUACCUCACCACCGUGGAGCGCAUGGAGACCAAGGACACCAAGUACGCGCGCAUCCUCGCCUUCCUGCAGUCCAAGGCCCGCCUGGGCGCCGAGCCCGCCUUCCCGCCGCUGGGGUCGCUCUCGGAGCCGGAUUUCUCCUAUCAGCUGCACCCAGCGGGGCCCGAGUUCGGGGGCCACAGCCCCGGGGAGGCGUCCGUGUUCCCGCAGGGUGCAGCCCCCGGGCCCUUCCCCUGGCCGCCCGGCGCGGCCCGCAGCCCGGGGCUGCCCUACCUGCCCAGCGCGCCCGUGGCGCUCCCCAGCCCCACGCAGCAGCACAGCCCCUUCCUAGCGCCGGUGCAGGGCCUGGAUCGACACUACCUCAACCUGAUCGGCCACGCCCACCCCAACGGCCUCAACCUGCACCCGCCCCAGCACCCCCAAGUUCUCUGACACCUGCCGCCCGCCCGCUUUCUCUGGGCACGGGCGCUGCGCUGCUUAGGAGAUACUGCGUGUUGUACAGGUGUAUAUAGCGUGCCGACCAACAGCGGAUGGGGAAGGCCAAGAGCAAAGCAAGUCUUCUGAAGGGUCUCCUCCGGCAAUAAAUGUGU
Messenger RNA from Myotis myotis, 941 nucleotides. It is a transcript of the gene HELT, whose product is annotated as helt bHLH transcription factor. The record is from RefSeq and is a predicted model, not a curated record. Gene Ontology annotation, cellular component: nucleus. The transcript is spliced from 4 exons. Gene Ontology annotation, molecular function: protein dimerization activity; RNA polymerase II cis-regulatory region sequence-specific DNA binding; DNA-binding transcription factor activity, RNA polymerase II-specific. NCBI's taxonomy places the organism in Eukaryota, Metazoa, Chordata, Mammalia, Chiroptera, Vespertilionidae. The coding region runs from base 1 to 783 and encodes 260 amino acids. Gene Ontology annotation, biological process: regulation of neurogenesis; anterior/posterior pattern specification; regulation of transcription by RNA polymerase II.